CCCGACCCGACCCUAACCGACUCUUUCUUCUUCCAACUACAGUCUACAGCUCGAGGGAUUGUUGCCGCCAUGGCCGCGACUCUUCUAAUAUCCCCGCUGGUUCCCCGCCAAUUCCUUGUAACCCUCAGCCGAGCGCCGCUUCGAGGACGAGAAACCUUUUCCCUCUAUCAGCGCACCGGCCGGCUUCUCCGAAUCCGCGCGACUCAAGAAACCACUGAGAAGGAGAAGGAGACGGAGACCACGUCUUCGGCCGAAGAGAUCACAGAGAAGUACGGCCUCGAGUUCGGCCUAUGGAAGAUAUUUAGAUCUAAGGAGGGAGAAAAGGGAGCCGAUGGAGUUGUGAAGGAGAAAUCGAAGGCAGAUCAAGCAAAGGAGCUACUUGCAAAGUAUGGAGGAGCGUACCUGGCGACGUCCAUCACUCUAUCGCUCAUCUCCUUUUCCCUCUGCUAUCUCCUGGUCAGUGCCGGUAUCGACGUCCAAGCUCUGCUCAGCAAGGUUGGCAUUGCUGCGGAUGAGACCGGGGAGAAGGUGGGAACUUUCGCGCUCGCCUACGCCGCGCACAAGGCGGCAUCGCCAAUCAGAUUUCCCCCCACCGUCGCUCUCACGCCUAUUGUCGCUGGCUGGAUAGGGAAGAAGGCGGCCGAGAAGGACGAUAAGUGAUUACUCCUUAGAUAGGGCCUCCGUGUUUUUCUUUUUUGGCCGCUUGGAAGGAUUGUGAAUUGUGAAGCUUGAAAGGACCAAUUCCUGUAGAUUUUACACAGAGUGAAUAAUAAUACAACGUAGUUUGGAUCUUUGAUGCUUA
Dendrobium catenatum is the source of this 802-nucleotide messenger RNA. RefSeq lists its product as uncharacterized. Lineage: Eukaryota; Viridiplantae; Streptophyta; Magnoliopsida; Asparagales; Orchidaceae. The record is from RefSeq and is a predicted model, not a curated record. The coding region runs from base 70 to 660 and encodes 196 amino acids. The transcript has 3 exons. Gene Ontology annotation, cellular component: mitochondrion.